Molecule: messenger RNA, 969 nt
Organism: Oryzias latipes (Japanese medaka)
Lineage: Eukaryota; Metazoa; Chordata; Actinopteri; Beloniformes; Adrianichthyidae
Gene: sox2
Product: SRY-box transcription factor 2
Biological process (GO): neuron differentiation; negative regulation of transcription by RNA polymerase II; positive regulation of transcription by RNA polymerase II
Cellular component (GO): nucleus
Molecular function (GO): RNA polymerase II cis-regulatory region sequence-specific DNA binding; DNA-binding transcription activator activity, RNA polymerase II-specific
Source: RefSeq, marked provisional
AUGUAUAACAUGAUGGAGACUGAACUGAAGCCCCCUGCUCCCCAGACCAACACGGGGGGCACGGGGAACACAAACACGUCCGGCACCGGCACCAACCAGAAAAACAGCCCGGAGAGAGUCAAAAGACCCAUGAACGCCUUCAUGGUGUGGUCCCGAGGCCAGAGGAGGAAGAUGGCGCAAGAAAACCCCAAAAUGCACAACUCGGAGAUAAGCAAGAGGCUGGGCGCAGAGUGGAAACUUCUGUCAGAGAGCGAGAAGAGACCUUUCAUCGACGAGGCUAAGAGGCUGAGGGCCCUGCACAUGAAGGAGCACCCGGAUUACAAAUACCGGCCCCGGCGGAAAACCAAGACCCUCAUGAAGAAGGACAAAUACACCUUACCGGGCGGGUUGCUGGCUCCUGGAGGAAACGGUAUGGGGACCGGGGUCGGUGUCGGGGUAGGGGCCGGCCUGGGCGGUGGGGUUAACCAGCGGAUGGACAGUUACGCGGCGCACAUGAACGGCUGGACCAACGGGGGCUAUGGCAUGAUGCAGGACCAGCUGAGCUACCAGCACGCAGGUCUGAACGCGCACAACCCGAGCCAGAUGCAGCCCAUGCACCGCUACGACAUGAGCGCCCUGCAGUACAACUCCAUGACCAGCUCCCAGAGCUACAUGAACGGCUCCCCGACGUACUCCAUGUCCUACUCCCAGCAAACCACGCCGGGUAUGACCGCCCUGGGCUCCAUGGGGCCCUCCUCGGUGGUGAAGUCCGAGUCCAGCAGCUCCAGCCCGCCCGUCGUCACCUCCUCGUCUCACCGGGCCGCCCCGGGCUGCCAAAGCGGUGAUCUGAGGGACAUGAUCAGCAUGUACCUGCCCGGGGCGGAGGUCAGCGAGCAGACUGCCCAGACCAGGCUACACAUGUCCGGCCACUACCAGAGCACCGUGCCCGGGACGACGAUCAACGGCACGCUGCCGUUAACACACAUGUAA